AUGGAGGCUGGGGCGCAGGCUGACAUGAUGAAAUUAGAUGAGGACCGGCCGGUGCGGCCCAAGGAGCCGCGAUGGGAGCCGGCGACGCAUCCUCGCGGCGACCAAGCGAGCCCCAGUCGGAGGUACUUUCCGUUUAAGAAUGAAAUCGUCUUACCUGCCAGUUGUUCUGAACGCGACUGGAGCGCUCACCAGCAACCGCCCGAUGAGGUUCAGUUCCUUUCCACACUGGCGCACGCGCAAGACGCGGCGCAGGACGCGGCGCAAGGGGCGUCAUACGGGCAAAGGGCGUCGCACGCGCAGGAGACGCCAAACGAGCGAUGGGUCGCGCAAGAACCCCGAGCGCCGCAAAGCGGAAGCAGCGGCGGAAGCGGUGGCGUCAUGCUCUUCGGAUGCAACAUUUCGGUUUCGCCGCCCGCAAGCCGCGAUUUCCAGAAUCCGUGCGGCACGGCGGAGCAGGUGGAACACCUCGACAGUCUGGCACAACGGCGCGCUGGCAGAGCAGCAUCGUAUUCCACCCGCGAAACCGCAAUUUCGUCAAAUCCUGCUUUGGGGCGCAGCGCUUCCGCAAGAAUAUCGACGCCUGCUGGCGUCAUGUCAAUCGACGACCGCGUUAAUGACGACGCCGCGAAUGCCCCUCAGCUCCCCACCUCGAACUCCUACCCCACAGCUCGAAUUCGCUCGCAACACAAUGCGGCCUACUACACACUAGCGACGGAUUCGGCAGCGGCGCAGCCGGGCGCUAAACUCGCUUCUGCCAGCGCGUCGGCGAACCUUGGGAUUGCCGACGGGAGGUCUGCGCACCCCUGGGGCGUCGCCGCAGCAAAUCGCACUUCCGCGGAGAUAAACCCUGCAGACGUGGCCUUUGCGCGCCGCCUGCUCGAGACGCAUAUACGGGGCGACGACGACGCGACGUUGGAUAGCGCGACAGACCCAUCAAGACUCAGCCAUACACGCGAGAUGCUGUUUCAAGAGGCCGCGUCGCGAUCAGCGACGGAUUUCCGCGAUGCCUUCCCGAGCCUCGCCUGGAGCGGCGACGCGCUGGACAGCUCCGUCCGCGCAGCGGAAAGUCCCUCCCCCGCAGGAGAGCGGCUGCGCUUGGUCGUGCAAGCGCUCCAGGACGAGCCGCCGUCGUUAAACCCAGAGCCUAGUGGAGGAGCAGCAAAUGCAGCAGCAGAAAGAAGUGGCUUUGCGUUCGGUAGUUGGCCCUACACCCCUGCCGCGCUUCAAGCCUUGCUUGCUGCGCACGCCGCCAACGCCGCGUCACCGCGUGUUGCGGCUACCGCGCCGCCAGAAGUCCGGGCGUCUGCGGAAGUAGCACUAUCAGGCAACCCGCAGGGUGCAACCGGUGUCGCCGUGCAAAGGGGACUAACCCUAAACCCCCCGAGUGCCCGGCUUGACCCGCCGGCGGUCUUUCCACCUGCGGCGGAAAGCAUCCGCAGGGUCGAUGCGACGACGACUGCGGGGGAAGCAGCACCGCUGAGGUCCAGCCCCACGCGGCGGAAUGCAGGGAACGACCGCGGAGGUGCUAAUACUACGGGGGACGGAUCAACAAGUGCGACGGGUGGGGCGCUCUUAGGGGAGAUGGGCGACGGGGUGAGUAAAACGGUGUCGCCGCGGCGACGGUUUCGCUGUACGGUGUGCGACCGUCGAUUCUCGUCGGGGCAGGCGCUAGGGGGGCAUUCACGCAUGCACGCCAUGCAGCAGCGCGCGCAGGAGGAGAUGGAUCGAUGA
This is a messenger RNA of Closterium sp. Yama58-4, 1731 nucleotides long. NCBI's taxonomy places the organism in Eukaryota, Viridiplantae, Streptophyta, Zygnematophyceae, Desmidiales, Closteriaceae. The record is from the annotation of a GenBank genome assembly.